This is a messenger RNA of Recurvomyces mirabilis, 1578 nucleotides long. RefSeq lists its product as uncharacterized. The record is from RefSeq and is a predicted model, not a curated record. Gene Ontology annotation, biological process: transmembrane transport; carbohydrate transport. Gene Ontology annotation, cellular component: membrane. Gene Ontology annotation, molecular function: carbohydrate:proton symporter activity. The coding region runs from base 1 to 1578 and encodes 525 amino acids. The transcript has 3 exons. Lineage: Eukaryota; Fungi; Ascomycota; Dothideomycetes; Mycosphaerellales; Teratosphaeriaceae.
AUGGACUCCAAGGAUGAACACAGCACAGCUCUACACAGUGAGGACAUACAUCCUGCACUCAAGAACGAGACCGAAUAUGAGGUCAAAGCGGUCCAGGACUCUCGAUUUGCGGCCGCAGUUGCACAAAAUAAGCCUUCGCCUCUUUCGAAAGGACUUUUGAUGCUCUAUCCGAUCUUGUUUGUGGCCUUCAUGAACAGCGCUGCCAAUGGUUUCGAUGGCAAUACCUUCGGCGGCGUCUCUGCGCUUCCGGACUUCCAGUCAAGAUUCGGCACAGAUGUUGCUGCCAGUCAAGGUUUCUUGGCCGCUCUGUACAUUCUAGGCAAUGUCCUUGGCAGCUUCGUUGCGGGUCCGCUCACGGAUACCUUCGGCCGGCGCAUCGGCAUGGCGGUCGCCAACAUCAUCGUUGUUAUAGGAACCGUCGUGCAAGCCGCAGCUUCACAGCGUCGCGAUAUGAUCGUUGGACGCAUCGUGCUCGGAGUAGGAUCUGUCAUGCUCGGACCUAGCGCGCAGGCCUAUACAGUCGAGAUCUCGCACCCCGCCUAUCGAGGUGUCAUGAUGGGCUUGUACAACGGUUGUUACUUCAUUGGCGCAAUAGUCAGCACCUGGUUGGAGUAUGGGCUUGUGAACGACUCCAAGGGCGAGCUCAACUGGCGCUUACCCAUGGCAACUCAAGCAUGUCCCUGCGUUAUUGUCCUGGCUUUUGUGUGGUUCUUACCCGAGUCUCCUCGCUGGUUGAUGAGUCGUGGUCGAGAGCAUGAGGCACGUAGUAUACUCACGAAGUAUCACGGUGAAGGAGAUCCUGGACACUACCUCGUACAGAUCGAGAUGGACGAGAUGAGGAACGCUAUCGAUACUAGCGGUAGUGACAAGCGCUGGUGGGAUUACCGAGAACUGUUCAACAGCCGUGGCGCCAGACAUCGCAUGUUCCUGGUGCUGUGCGUCGGGUUCUUCGGCCAGAUCGACCUUCCGCCGACAUCGUACUACAUGCCAUUAAUGGCGAAAGUGGCUGGGUUCACGUCGAUAAACCAGCAGCUGCUCAUGAACGCGCUACAAAGCCCAGUCAUGACCGUUGCGGUGCUUUUAGGUGUCCGCUUCAUCGACAAGGCCGGGCGUCGGCCGAUGCUCAUGGCAUCGAGCAGCAUCUGCAGCUUCUGCGUGCUGAUGGUGAUCAUCUGUACGGCGCUCCAGCAUACCAACCCCCACCUGGGACUGACUGGCAUUGCCUUCGUCUACGUCUUCCUCUUCGCCUUUGCGUUCGUAUGGACGCCAUGUCAAGCUUUGUACCCUGCAGAGGUCUUGGCCUACAACGCUAGAGGCAAAGGCUUGGCCAUGUCGGGACUUUGGCUCAACAUUGUCUCGUUCAUCAACACAUAUGCUGCACCUGUGGGCAUAACGAACGCUCAAUGGAAGUUCUAUUUCUUGUACCUCGUUAUUGAUGCUGUCGGCAUAUUGUUCAUAUAUCUCUUCUUCGUUGAGACGAAAGGGAGAUCGCUUGAAGAGAUUGAUGAGAUCUUUGCCGACCCACAUCCUGUCAAGGCAUCGCUCAGGAAGCAAGAGGUAGUUGUGCCGAAGGAGUAG